UUCCUGCAUUACGAAUCAAGAUUGACAUAGUGGGCUAUUAGAACUAAAUAGACUCGCUCAUCCCCCCGUAUGGACGAACCUGUAACUGAGCUGGUGCGACCAUGCUUUUCGUUCAUAACUCCUGGCAACCAGGUUGAGCAGAAAGACUCGUACAUGAUUAUAAACCAAGGCUAUGUUCAUUUCAUCAGCCCUACCACGCCAUUAUCAUUUCCAGAUGAAGCACAUCCCCAGCGUCCACUGCUAUUUCUCCAUGGUGGAGGGCUUACAUCUACCGUUUAUACAACGCCACUCCAUCAUUCGACGCAGACAUGGGCUACGCUGUCCGCCGACUCAGGCCGGCCAACAUAUCUCCUAGACUUCCCGGAUAGUGGCCACUCACAGCGGCCGCCGUCCAAGUUCCGCACGCUUGAGGAAGGCUUCGGACCCCUAGAGCAUCGAACGGCAGCGGAGGCAUGGUCCAUGUUUCGCCUCGGACCGGCGGAAGGUCUCGCGUCCCGUAAAACGUGGGAGCGGAGCAAGUUCCCUGGGGAAGCCUUUGACGACUUAGUAGCUAUGCAGGCAGCGCGGAGGCGAGGUCCUGGUGUAGAUGACCUGGAAGCUCGAGCCGUUAUAGAUGCGGUGAACCGCAUAGGCGAAUGUGACGUAUUGGCUCAUAGUCAUGGCGCUGUGGUUUUACUGAUCGCCCUGAAAAUGAUGGAUGAGAUGAACGAUGACAGCAAAGUCUUAGUACGAGACGUGGUACUGGUGGAACCUGGUCCAACCGGGGACGGAGACAUGCUCAAGCAAUCAUCGAGUAUUGGCAGAACACUGGUAAUUUGGGGAGAUUUGGUGGAUAAGUUCCCAGGGUCUGUGGCUGCAUGGGAUCGGGUCAAGAGCGGCUACAAGUCAAACACCGCAGAGGAGUUAGUACUUCCCCAGCUUGGAAUCAUGGGAAACUCACAUGUGAUGAUGCUGGAUACCAAUGCUGCGCAGAUUAUGGACAUCAUUCUGCAAUGGCUCGAUAACCACACGAUUCAAGGCGCUCCAUGUCUGGAUGUGGGGAAGAAAAUUCCGCAAUAAGCCAAGCACACGGUCAACGGAGGAAAUGAAUAUAAGAAAGCAGCAUGGACAUAAUAGCUUGAAACACAACAGAUACUAUUUCCCCCUCUCAAACAACGUAUCCUAGAUUUGAAUACACC
Molecule: messenger RNA, 1178 nt
Organism: Eremomyces bilateralis CBS 781.70
Lineage: Eukaryota; Fungi; Ascomycota; Dothideomycetes; Eremomycetales; Eremomycetaceae
Exons: 1
Coding region: 70-1059 (329 amino acids)
Source: RefSeq, a predicted model, not a curated record